ACCUUUCUACAGGACGCAACACAACUCGACACAAUCGCACCAUGGGAGACACCGCUAUGUUGGAUGGCGAUCCGCCAAUCUUCCACGGAUUGAGGAUUGUAAUCAUACCUACAGACAUUCCCGAGGAGCGCCAGCAACAGUUGGCAGAUGAUAUCAAGGCAAUGGGAGGCACAGUAGCUCCUUUCAAUACCUCUACUGGUCGCAUAGACGAUUUGGCAGAUGUCACUCAUAUUAUUUCCACAACGUCCGAUUUUCCAGAUUAUCAUCGCGCCCUCACGUACUUGGAGAAACCUGUGGUCAAACCAACUUGGGUGGAAGCUUCUGCGAAGGUCAACAAACUCAAAAACCCGCGAGUGUACAGUCCAGAUCCUGCUCUGUUCAUGAGCGAGUUGGUUGUGUGCUGUGGAAACCUGCCUGAGAGCGACCAAGAAGCGAUUGCUGGCGGCGUUUUGGCAAUGGGUGGACAAUUUUCGCCCAUCAUGUCGAAAUCUGUGACGCACUUGAUCGUAUUGGAGAUGGAGGACCCUCGAGCAGUAUUGGCUGUGUCUAAAAGACUACAUUGCCAUAUAAUACUCCCACACUGGUUUGACGACUGCCUGAAAGUCGGUCGAAAAAUAUCAGAGCGCCCAUACACAUUGCCAGAUCCAGAAAUACUCAAGACCCAAGCUGAAGCCGGUGCGAUUCCCGCUGUUCGAGCCAGUCAGUCAAUCCGGCAAGCCUCCAAUCCUGAACCGGUGGACGAAUUAAUGCAACACAAUACUUCACUAGAGCAUCUUGAGCCUCCGCGAGCUAUACGAGCAUUUAAUGGAAAGAGGGUCAUGUUUGGCUCAGAUCUGGGCCUGAACGACAGGUUGGAGCAGGUAGUUACAGAUCUGAUCACAGCAGGGGGAGGGGAGGUCACAAAAAAGGUUGAGGAAGCCGAUAUAUAUGUGUGCAACUACCGCGAGGGUAACGAUUACGUGAGUGCAUCGCAGGCCAACAAAGAUGUAGGCAACCUGAGCUGGUUGUACUACUUGAUUACGCACAAUACCUGGACAAAUCCUAUGCGCCGGUUGAUGCACUAUCCGCGACCUCGUGAAGGAAUUCCUGGCUUCGGCGAAUACAGGAUUAGCAUAUCUAGCUACACUGGCGAAGCGCGGGUCUACUUGGAGAAUCUGGUGAAAGCCACAGGCGCAGAGUUCACCAAGACCUUCAAGCAAGACAACACCCACUUGAUUGCAGCACAUCAGCACAGUGAAAAGUACGAAGCAGCGAAAGAAUGGGGUGUAAACAUCAUCAACCAUCUUUGGCUCGAAGAGAGCUAUGCAAAGUGCAAAGAACAGACUCUCACCGACCAGAAGUACAGUUUCUUCCCACCACGUACAAACCUGGGAGAAGUUCUCGGACAAACCGAAAUCAAUCGCAAGGCCGUUGAGGAUGCAUUCUUCCCUAAGUUUCGAAAACCUAGCAAGGCUGUGAAACAGAUCAUUCAACAGGAUGGAGUACCUGGUUCAAGUGCUCCCAAUAUGAAGCCAUCCAGUGACGUGAACAAGUCGGCUUCGCCGGUUGGAGAGAAAGCGAAAACAGCCAAGACAAGGGGGAACGUAUCUACUCCAGUGGCACCACGGCACUUCGAGGAAAAAGAAAACCAGACACCUGGAACUACAGGAAGCCGUGGAGCCAAAGACCGAGCACUGUCAAAACUCCACGAUGCUGCACCUGAUAUUGCAAGAUUUGAGAAAGAGAUGAAGCGCAAAGGAGGUGUGAUUCAUGGCGGAAGAAGAGAGAAGGAUACUUCCGAUGAUGACAGGCAAGCGAAACCCAAGGGAAGGGACUCAAAUGCUAGCAAACGGUCUAUUGAAGAAGUCGAUGCCGAGGAAGACGAAGACUCAACGGAUGAGGCUGCAGGGAACGAGAUGCAGAAGAAGAAGAAACCCAAGAAGACGCCCAUCAUCCACCGAGUUCUCAUAUCCAAGGACGAGCGCUGGCAAGGCGAUGCAAACAAAGAAGCCAAGGAUAAGGCGAAACUCCGAGAAUUGGGCAUAUUCAUCACCGACGAUUACAGCAAUGUCGAUGUUAUGUGCGCGCCUAAAAUCGUUCGCACAAAGAAGUUCGUCGCAGCGCUGGCUUGUGGGCCUACUAUUGUUCGCACUUCUUACUUGGAUUUUGUUCUCACUAAAAACAAACUGCCACCAGUGGAAAAGCACCUUCUCCACGAUGAGGAAUUCGAGAAAGAGCACGGAUUUCGACUUGAUGAGGCUAUCGAGCGUGCAAAGCAGAACAAGAAGCGCCUCUUGCGCGACUGGACUAUAUAUGUCACGGACGCGGUUACUGGUGGAGCCCAGACCUAUCGCGAUAUCAUUGCUGCCAAUGGCGGCAAGAGCAACAUGUGGAAGGGAAGGGCCAACCAGAUCAAUGCUUCCAAACGCACCAUCCAACCUGUGCCUGGAGAUGUUAGCCAAAACCAAGAGGAGGACGAAGGCGAUGUUAUUUACCUCAUCUCUGAAGCGAAGAAGAGCGAAUUCCCGCUGUGGGAGAAGUUUAGGGAUCUGGCGAAGAAACACGACAUGGUACCACGUAUCGUGAAAACGGAAUGGCUGCUUUUUGUUGCGAUGGCACAAUACGUGCAUUGGGACCCUGAAUGGGAGCUGAACGAAGACAUGGUCUCAGCAUCAUGAUGGCUUGAUUGGAUGCGAAUAAAAACAGGCGCAAGGCGAUCGUACCUCGUACAUUGGGAUGCAUUGGACGGCUGGCUAGGAGGAUAUCUGGGUACUUCGUUUUCGUACCGCCCUAGCGAUACCAUGGAGCAAUUACUAGCGAACUUGCAUUAUCGAGUCGGUGUUCAAUGAUUGUAUAGCAUAUCUCCGUAAAAUGUAAUUUUCGAAAAUCGAAGCAUG
This is a messenger RNA of Aaosphaeria arxii CBS 175.79, 2876 nucleotides long. RefSeq names its product BRCT domain-containing protein. Gene Ontology annotation, cellular component: Cul8-RING ubiquitin ligase complex; nucleus. The record is from RefSeq and is a predicted model, not a curated record. Gene Ontology annotation, biological process: DNA double-strand break attachment to nuclear envelope; double-strand break repair. NCBI's taxonomy places the organism in Eukaryota, Fungi, Ascomycota, Dothideomycetes, Pleosporales. Bases 42 to 2657 code for a protein of 871 amino acids. The transcript has 4 exons.